This is a messenger RNA of Klebsormidium nitens, 1513 nucleotides long. NCBI's taxonomy places the organism in Eukaryota, Viridiplantae, Streptophyta, Klebsormidiophyceae, Klebsormidiales, Klebsormidiaceae. The record is from the annotation of a GenBank genome assembly.
GACCAGUGGAAGCAGUGACAAACCAAGACAAACACAACGGUAAGGGUCAAAGGCAGGUUUACUUGAAGUUUUCGAGGAGGUUUGUUUUGCAGCGAAGAAGAAAGGCGCGCAAAGAUCAGCGUCGAAACACUCGCAAUUGGAGAAGCGAGAGAAGUGAAGGGAGGCUGUGGCAGCACGACGUACUGGCAGUCGUGGCUUCCCACUGUUGAUCUUGUGGAAGAAAAAGCGGUUCACUGUGGAAGCGAGGGAGAUUAGCGCGUUAUUAUCUAGCCGUUGACGACCAGUUAGCUUUGGAGGCAAGGUAGUCGGGCGUCGGAUGUUUGUUUGAGGACCAUUGGUUUGUACAGCAGCAGGAACGCAAUUCUCAGAGAGCAUCGCACCCGAGGCCCGGGCGAACAGAACAAGGGGGGUCGCCAUGUCGAUGUCAAAGAGCAGCAAGCUGCUGCACCACAUAAAUUACAGGAUGCGGGUCACAUUGCAGGACGGGCGGCAGCUGGUGGGAAAGUUCAUGGCGUUUGACAAGCACAUGAACCUGGUGCUGGGGGAUUGUGAAGAAUUCAGAAAAUUGCCUCAGAAGAAGGGCAAAUCUGCAGAGGACAGGGAGGAGAGGAGGACGCUGGGGCUCUUGUUGCUUAGAGGAGAGGAAGUCGUGUCACUGACUGUAGAAGGCCCGCCGCCGCAAGAGGAGUCGCGAGCGAAGGCAAUGGCCGCUUCCGGAGGUCCAGGAGUGGGUAGGGCGGCAGGCAGGGGUAUUCCGACUGCCCCCCUGGGUCAAGCCGCGCCGGGUUUAGCGGGGCCAGUUCGUGGGGUGGGGGGCCCAGCGGCAGCAAUGAUGCAACCCCAGGGACGGGGGAUUGCAGCAGCAGCAGCCCCAGUGUCAUACGGAGCCCCCGGUCAGAUGCCCCCCGGACAGAGGCCCCCAGGCACGAUGCCGCCGCCGCCAGGGGUCGCUCCCGCCGCUGGUGUCUACCGUCCUCCGCCAGGUGCUCCUCCUCCCGGCUAUCGACCUCCCACAGGUGCUCCUCCCCCUGGCGCCCCCCCCGUUGGCUUCCGCCCCCCUCCUGGAGCCAUGCCGCCAGGUGUUCGUCCCGGGGGCCCGCCCCAAGCCCCUCCCGGUGCUUUCCGACCCCCCCAGGGCCCCCCCGGGCAGAGGCCCCAGUUUGCCCCGCCCCCGGGGGCUCGUCCUGGUGGACCUCCGCCCCCCGGAUACAGGCCACCGUACCCCGGCCCCCCUCCUCCGGGCUGGAGACCGCCUCCCCAGCAAUAGUUUGGUCAUUUGCUGGGUCAGGUAGUUGUCAGCGCGUACAGGGUGGAGCUAUAGUCGAAGGGGCCUGCUUAGGAAGGUGACAAAGGCGUUUCACGAGGUUGUGUGCAGAAGAAGCGUGCACGAGAUCAUGAAGUGUCAACUGCAAUGCGAAAAUGAUGAUUACAGCUGCCGUUGCUCACUGUCGAACCAGUGCUGUGUCAUGCAUGACCGUAUGCUCACUAAAGAUUGCCUUUUGCAUUUAGACCA